ACUGAAAAUCUCUUCCUCUCAUUGACCAGAUUCCUGGAAGAGCAAAAGCUUAAAAAACAGGCUUCUGCAUGGGACGACACCACACAUAAAGUGAAAAGUAAUGGAGAUAUAGUAUGUGAUAAAGAAAAUGGAGAAAUGUUUGAAAAGGGCAUUGAGUUGUCUCGCACUGUAGAUCACGACAACGCAGGAGAGGAGAAAUCCAAAUCUGCCAAGAGUGGUGAUGGUAACAAGUUAUCCAUAAGCUCCACUAAAAGGGGUUCACGAAACAGACAUUUGACAUUUCAGUGCGAGGAUGAAGAAAUGGAGAUCUCUAAUAGGGUGAGGGAUAUGGAAAAUGAUCGCUGCAAAAGCAAAAGCAAAGUCACGCUGUCUGCUCGUGAAAUGUUUGAGAAGCGUAUCAGGAGAAUGCAGGACAUGGCAUGGGAUGAUGAGCUGGAAGCUCUCCUGCUUUGCCAUAAACAGGAAAGAGCAGCGAAUAUUCUAGCUGCUCUCUCUAAGAGAGACCAGUUCAGUGGCAUGUUUAAGGAUCCCUCACCUGAAAAGCUCUCUAAUGUUAACCGAAAGGAGAAAACCACGCUAAGUUCCUCUUCUAAACCCACACUGCUGCCCAGGAGGAGCUCUGAGAACCGUGAGCAAGAUAUGUUUGUGGUUAUGAACGAGGAAUCCCCACCAACAGCUUCAAUGAAAAGAAGUGAAUUCAGUGUGAGGAUGGAUUCUCUAAGUGAUGAUCUUGCAAGGACACCUGUUUUGACCAAUGAAAGAAGGAAUCUUCUGGAUUUUCUGCAUCUUGAUAAGAAGGAUUGGGAGUUUCAAUCUGUCCUUCAGCAUCUUCAGGCUCAGCAGUCACCCAAAAGUCCAUCUGAGCUGUUUGCCCAACACAUAGUUUCAAUUGUCCAUCACAUUAAAGCUCAAUAUUUUCCUUCCUCUGGAUUGACCCUAAAUGACCGAUUUGCCAUGUACCAGAGAAGAGCUGCUGAGAAAGAAGUCAUGAAGCAGAGAAAGAGUCCAGAGAUACACAGGAGAAUUGAUGUUUCUCCCAGUGCUUUUAAGAGGCACUCUCUUCUGUUUGAUGAGAUGAAAAGCUCCAUGGAAAACAGCUUCAAGGUUGAUGGUAAAAAAUCUAAAGGUGAUCCAAUGGACCUUCGGCUGGAUAUUGAGCGCAGAAAGAAAUACUUGAGUGGAGAGAGAGAGCACAGAGAUGAAGAGUACGGAGGAAGAGUAUCGAGGAAAUCUCCAGAUUCAAGCAAGGAAAUAUCCACUGAGAAAAUCUCAAAGAACCACAAAAAACCUAAGAAAAGCAAGAAGAAACGGGAGCAAUCUGAGACAUCUUCCUCAUCUUCCUCGUUUUCCACUGUUUACCAUGAAGAAGAGGCUGAGAUCAAGGCAAAAGGCUUCUCCAAAGUCCAACAGGGGCUUAGAGAGUAUGGAGAACCUGCAGAAAGAAGAUGGGCACGAGGAGGCUUUCAGCUUAGAAUACGUGGUAGAAGCUGGAACCGAGGAAAUUUCCAUGGAAGCAGUAAUGGUGAUUCACAGAUGAACAUGCCAGCAAAGAAUGAUGACUGGGAUCAAGAAUACACUCCCAAGAGCAAGAAAUGCUUCCUACAGAGUGAAAGAGAUGGUGAAGCUGAGAAGAAGAUGAUUGAAACACGAGGGCGUGGUCGCGGUAAUGCUAUUCGCCCAAAGGGACGUUUUAUCCUCCGGAGGGCCACAAAUACCAACACCACCAAAAAUGCGAGCCCUAAAUGGGCCCAUGAUAAAUUCCAGGCCACUGAUGAUGAUGAGGGCGAACAGCAAGGAGAAGAUGUAGAACAGGACCAGUGAGAACGGAGCAGUAAAGAUGUUCAAAUCCCUUAUCAUACUUUAAACCCUGGGAUAAGACUUGCUGGCCUUCACACUCUCAAGAAUGGAUAUAAUAUCAGCAUCCUUAUGCAUCUAAAACUUUUUGAUAGGAAAGGGGCUUUUUUAUUGUAGUUUUCAUUUUCUAUUUUCAUGAGGAUGCUUUUGUCAGCUUGGUGGUGAAUUUUUUCGUUUUGUUUGUUUUUUGUACAUGCAAAUUCACACACUUUCAUAGAAAAACACAUUAUGUAGUUUAAACAAUUCUUUUAGGGGAGCACAUUCAUCUAAUCAUGACAAACACUGUUAAAGCCACCAGCCUAAACUUCACAUUUAUUUUCUAUCUAUAAAUCUCUGGAGGAAUCUGCACUCCAUCUCAAAAUGUUCUGCCAUAUAUUUCAUUUUCGACUACCUCCAUUGCGAAUCCUGUCUACUUUUUUUGCACAAGACUAUUGAAACAUACAAAUUAAAUAUAUGGCAGAAAAUAAAGUUAAUAUCUAAGUUUUGUAGUGACGGACUGUUAAAUAAAAGGCAGGCCAAUUGAUCAGCUGAUAUUUGACCAUUUUUAGAUUAUUAUUACAAUGAUUAAUGGAAGUGUGUAUCUCCCCACUUUUUCAGUUUCAAAUUUUACUGAUUACUGAUUAUUUGUGUGUGAAUUUUGAAUGUGUAAAAUACAGUACAAUCCAAUAUAAUACGAUACAUAUAUCGCUUAUUGGCCACUCUGCUUUCUAGAUGUUGAUAUCAAGCAUAAAAAAUCAAUUUCAGUCGACCACUAGUUCAAAGGUUAGGUGUUUUCGAUGUACCAUAGUGCCUGAAGUGUAGAAUACCAGUAUAGAACUAUAUCUGGUUAUGUACUCAUUGUUGCUGUUGAAAAAGAUAAAAAAAAUUAAAAAAUAGAUGUACAUAUUAAUGUUUUGUGGAUUUGAUUGAAACUCUGUCUACCUAUAGAAACAAAGAUCAUGACUUAAUGACUUGUAUGAAUGAUCCAGUCUCGAUAUGGGACCAAACUACAGCAGGUAGACAUACAUGUCCCAGUGAAUGACAUGUGGGGAAAAAGAUUUACAUUCAUCCAACUGCUAGUCAAAGAUGUCAACUUUGAAACUGGACAAACAGCUUAUAGAGAAAGUUCAAAAUACAUGCACUUACAAAUGUUUUGAAGACUGCUAGCAAAUUUUUUAUUUACUGAGGUGCAAGUUUUUGACAAUAAAUGUGUGCAAUGUGCAUACUGUUUUAUUAUGGUUUUUCUAAUGUGUGCCUUGUCUUUAAAUUGUAUGCCUAUUUAUAUUGGC
Messenger RNA from Sinocyclocheilus rhinocerous, 3122 nucleotides. RefSeq names its product thyroid hormone receptor-associated protein 3-like. Gene Ontology annotation, molecular function: DNA binding; transcription coregulator activity. The annotation marks the transcript as partial. The transcript is spliced from 9 exons. Gene Ontology annotation, biological process: positive regulation of transcription by RNA polymerase II. NCBI's taxonomy places the organism in Eukaryota, Metazoa, Chordata, Actinopteri, Cypriniformes, Cyprinidae. The record is from RefSeq and is a predicted model, not a curated record. Gene Ontology annotation, cellular component: mediator complex.